AAACAUGAUGACCAAAAUGAAGAAAGCUGGAAAUCCUGUAACCAAUCGUGCUGCAAUAAAGAAAUUGCUUGACUCGCUCCCCAAGGAAUGGAGCCUGCAGUGUAUGAUGAUCAAGAAGGAAUUCCUCAACAAUCCUAAUCCUGUUACUCUGACAGAUCUGAUCAACACUCUAAGGGCAUUUGAAAUGGACGUAAACAAGAGAGAGAUGAACACUGCUGGAUAUCAACCUAAAGCAACUCAACCUUCAGCAGGACUGAAGAAUGUAGCGUUUCUCGCUUCAGGGGGCAUUACUCCACAAGCUUCUGAUCUAAUUUAUGCAAAUGCUUCCGCAAGCGCAUCUAAAGCCCCACAACUUGUUGAGAAAACGAUCACUGUCGAUACUCAAGCACUGAAAGUUUCAACCGAGAAUGUGGCACUCUUCAACACUUUCCUAAGCAGCUAUGAAGCCCUAAUGUCUGGGGAAUUGAAGAAGGAGAUGUUUACUGCCGAAGACAUGUAUCAGGUUGAUCCAGAUGAUAUGGAAGAAAUGGAUCUGAAAUGGCAAAUGGCCAUGAUCACUCUGAGAUUGAAGAAGUUUCAAGACAAGACAGGCAAGCGAUUAGGUCUUGGAAAAGCUGGUUUUGACAAGUCUAAGCUGAGGUGCUACAACUGUAAGAAUCUUGGACACUUCAAGCGUGACUGUCCGAUGUUGAAAGAGGGAAACAGUGAAGCUACUCAUGCUGCUAAACAGAUCACUGCCGAAGAGAACAAAAGCAACGCUUCUCCCAGCACGCCAAAGGCUUUGGUUGUUGAAGACUAUGACUGGAGCGAAGAGAUCACUGAAGCUAAGGAACAAGUCAACAAAGCACUGAUGGCCAAAAUCUCUAGUGAAUCAUCUGCAAAGCACUUUGAGAAGCAGACAACGGGAAUCCCAACUGGAAACAAUGAUGCUGACCAGGGAUUGAAAGGUAUUCUGCCUUCAGUGGAGUCUGGUGAUAAAGCUGAAAAAGAUGCUGAGAAAGGAAAGGAUAAAGUUCAAGCUACAGCCAUGAAAGCAGAUGCAUCAAAAGAGAAGGCUGACAAAGACUUGAUUCCAUUGAGUGUAAAGAAGAUGUGUGCGAUGAUGAUGGAGACUGCGGAGGGUCAAAAAUAGGAAUUGGUUAUUCAGGCGACAGUUAUUCCACCGUUAACUGGUUCGUCUGGAAUUGUUCUAAAAACAAUGUUAAGGAUGAAUGUAAUAGUUUAAGUAGGAUGGAUGACUGUAAUGGCCAAGUGCCUAAAACUAAAUCUGUGGAUGACUGUAAGGGCCAUGUGCCUACAUUUGAGACCCGUGAUCAUGAACCUUAUGUGUCUGAAUGUCAUGGUUUGAAUUAUGCGUGUCGUGAUGAUAAUGUUGCUUGUGAAUCUCCUGUAUU
Molecule: messenger RNA, 1394 nt
Organism: Helianthus annuus (common sunflower)
Lineage: Eukaryota; Viridiplantae; Streptophyta; Magnoliopsida; Asterales; Asteraceae
Exons: 2
Coding region: 5-1132 (375 amino acids)
Molecular function (GO): nucleic acid binding; zinc ion binding
Source: RefSeq, a predicted model, not a curated record